Capsella rubella is the source of this 1586-nucleotide messenger RNA. RefSeq names its product protein ECERIFERUM 26-like. The transcript is spliced from 2 exons. Bases 116 to 1405 code for a protein of 429 amino acids. Gene Ontology annotation, molecular function: acyltransferase activity, transferring groups other than amino-acyl groups. NCBI's taxonomy places the organism in Eukaryota, Viridiplantae, Streptophyta, Magnoliopsida, Brassicales, Brassicaceae. The record is from RefSeq and is a predicted model, not a curated record.
ACUAAAAUGUUCAUUUCUUUGUUUUCUUUCUAUAUAAGCUAUGUUUCUAAAUUUCUCAUAGACACACACACACAAAAGAAGAACAUAAUCUCAUAUAGUUUGUCUAGAUAAAAAAAUGGGUAUCGCCCAAGAGAACCGGGUCGAAGUGAAGUCAAUGUUAACAGCAGUAUCAAGCAAGCCAUGUAGGUCGGAUCGGGUACACCCGUUUACGGCUUUAGACAACGCCAUGAGUCCACAUACUCUUCACGUCAUCGUUUACUACAGUCGUAGUCCAUUUGGUUCUUUUGACCUGGACUCGGUCCGAACCUCGUUGUCGGAGCUUCUCUCUUUGUACCCUCCAGUUGUUGGUCGGGUCGCUAAAACCCCGGACGGGAUCUUGGAAGUGAAGUGUAACGACGCUGGACUAAGAACCUUAAGAGCCAAAGUUUCUGUUGGUGUUGAUGAAUGGUUGAGAUCAGCUGAUGGACUAGAGGAGGGUGAUCUAACGGCUUGGGACGAUAUGCCAGAUGAUCCGAGUACUUGGGCACCGUUUCGUCUACAGAUAAACGAAUUUGAAGGUGGAGGAGUAGCAAUAGGCCUAAGCUGCCCACACAGACAAGCAGACGCAACAACACUAACUGUUCUGUUAAAGUCAUGGACCGAAGCCCAACGCCAUCAAAGUAUCAUCCAUCCUCCAUCCUUCUCACCACUACCCUCCAUCUUAACUGAUACUAAGCCCGUUAAACCCAACUCCGAGCCCAUUUCUAAGCCCAUUUCAACAAAAACAACAACCGCAACGUUCAGUUUCUCUACCUCCGCUUUCAAGAAAUGCCUCCAAGACGGAAUAUUCCCAAAAGCCUCACCGUUCGAUGUGUUUGCCGCGCUUUUCUGGACACGUGUCGCUCUAACAAAGCGUAAGAGCCAUGAUCGAGUGUGCAUGUGUGUGGACUUUAGGAGGCUUUUGCCUGAUCCACUUCCUUAUGGUUUCUUUGGUAACGCUUUAAGCUUUACGUCACUAGAGAUGUGUAACGUGGCUGAUCAAGAGAUCAGACAUGUGGCACGUUUGAUAAACGACCACGUGGCGAGCCUAACCGUGGAGAAAAUCCGGUCCGAGCUAAACCGGGUUGGGGAACAAGGGCUAAUGUACGGUGGAGAUUUGACUAUUGUGAAUAUGGAACAUAUGAUUGUUGAAGGAGAGCCGUUGAUGUACGAGGCUGUGUUUGAGAACGGUGUUAGGCCUGUGCAUGUUAGUUACAGGAUCGGAAAAGUUGGUGGAGAAGGGGUGAUUAUGGUGAUGCCGUCGCCGGAGAAAGGGUUUGGGAGAGUAGUAUCGGUGACUUUGCCGGAGGAGGAGAUGUCGAAGUUACUUGUGGACCAAGAAAUCCUUCGAUUGGAACCAAAGAUUAUUCUAAGCGGUGUGAAUUAAGUUUAUUUCUAAGAAGGAUAUUUAAAAAUAGAAAAUAAAUAUGUUACUAGUACAUGUUACUGAUUUAAAUAUAUUGGUAGUGUGUUUCUUACUAAUGUUAUUUUGGUUUGUUUCCGCUGGUUUACUCGAUGAAUGUUGAUUGCUAGGGUUAUUAAAUAAAGAAAGACACGGGCCGGAUCUU